UGGGGUCUGGCCACAGGAUCACAUCGACAUCGCAAGCAAUGUCUUCUCACACUAGACACUGGGGAAAAUAUCCCCUUGCAUGUCGAAACCAUCCAUGGAUUGCUGUCACCUGAAUGUCGCCACAGGCCUGUUCCAUUGCCUGCAGAAGAGGCAUGCGGUCAUGUGGUUGGCGGUCAGAUACACGCCAUCUCCAAGCCGAAAAGAAUUCCUCUAUAGGGUUUAAAAAUGGCGAGUAAGGGGGCAAGUAUACCACUUCAAAGUGAUUGUGGUUGGUGAACCAGGCCUGGACCAGAGCAGCCCGAUGGAAACUGACAUUAUCCCAUACCACCACAAACCUGCGCUGAUCUGGUCUGUUCAUAACUAUAUUAUGUAGAGCAUCUAGAAAUGUUCCUCCUCCUUCUCCAUAUUUACGGUUAGAGUAAAACGCAUUGCUGCCUUAGGUGGGAUAUUCGUAGCGUUACUCUGUGUAAAUAACACUCUGUUAAUGUAAGACACUUAUUUCUUUAUUUGAGAUUGUGGCCGGGUCUACAGGUAGAAUGUGUGACGUCACGGGUGGAUUUCUGUGCUGUCGCUGUGCAGCACACAGUUGUGUUCAAUCGAGUGAUUUGCAGAUGAUGGUUUUUGUUUGUGUGGUUAAACUGCGGCUGCGCAUCGGGUUGAGCUUUUGCUAAAUGCGUUUAUGUGUUUUUUUUCAGCUGUAUCAUAUGAACACACUGAGAUCUUCUCAUAUUUGCCUCCAUUAUUUAUUAACGUCAAACUUAAGCGGCUCGCACAUGGUACAGUCAGAACUUCUCAAAACACGACCCCGCGGCUAUGUGUUCAUGUCAUGCUGCCUUCACGACACGUGCUCUGUGAUUAACGAAAUAUCAGGUAAAAAAACACGACACCAGAGGGCGGUCAUGUGCAAUUUUACCUGAUAUUUUUUAACGUUUUAACCCGAUUAUUCACAGAGCACGUGAAAAAACGACGAAUACAAAUGAUCUACUACAUGUAGACUACAUGAUGUGGGGAUCGGGGCAGUAAAACUUUCAUCGUUUUGUUUCAGGUUUUUUUCACAUAAACGUGAUGAGCUCCGGAACUGACAGUAAAUGACGCACGUUAAAAAAUAAAUACGACCUCACGUCACAUUUACACACUGCCUUAUUUACAUUUUCUGCGUUUUUCGUAUCCGUAGCGAGCAUUUGAGAGGAGUUUUGACAGUUCAGAAAAUAAGAGACUGUAUACGAAUCUCAUUAUUAAUAAUAAUAAACACAACAGAGUUUUGUUCCUGUAAGAGAACAGCUUUUUUUGUCAAACACAAUCAAACGUUUUUUUUGUUGUUGAGGAAUUUAAUGUGAAGAAGGUUUAAUGAGAACAGGAAAUGUUUUUCUGUGGCACUUGAGUAAUUGACAGGUGAUGACUCCGCCCACUAGUGUAGUGUAGUUAAACACAAAGCGCCUGGACGUCACGUCACACGAUCAUAGAGCUUCAGGCUUUGGGAGAGUCCAUCCGGUCAGAAUGGGGUUUGGCAUCAACAGCGAGCUGAUUGACAGCAGGUCAGAGGUCAUCCUGUGCUCGGGUUCCAGUCACGCGGAAAACAUCCUGAUGGUUCUGAACGCUUACCGACGCAGUGGAACGUUCACAGAUGUAGUGCUGUGGGUGGACGGCUGUGAGUUUCCCUGUCAUCGCGCCACGCUGUGCGCCAGCAGCCCCUUCUUCCACGCCAUGUUCUGCGGUUCCUUCCAGGAGAGCAAACAGACCGAGGUGAAGCUUGAGGGAAUCUCCAGGAAAGCCAUGGAGCAUCUGCUGGACUUCUUGUACGAGGGCAAACUGAAUCUAGACGAGGAGAAGGUGGAGAGCGUGUUCCUGGCGGCGCAUCAGCUGGAAGUGUCGGCUCUGUCCACGGCCUGCGUGAACCUUCUGGAGAAGAACGUCAGUCCAGCUAACUGUCUGGGCUUCAUGGAGCUGGCCGACUUGUACUCGCUCGGGCCGCUGCAGGACGAGUGUCAGAACAUGCUGAUACACAACUUUGAAGAGGUGUCCAAACACCAGGAGUUCCUCGGCUCGCCCGUUGCUCGGGUCCUGGAGCUGCUGACCUGCGAGUUGCUGCAGGUGCCGGAGGAGGUUAGGGUGGAAUCGGCGCUCAGGUGGGUUCAUCACCGGCCGGCGGACAGAAAGUACAACCUGAAGGAGCUGCUGGAGCAGAUGCGUCUCCCCCUGCUGGACCCGGCGUUCUUCACCGGCACGCUAGAAGCGGACGAGCUCGUGCUGGACUGUCGUGACUGCAGACCGCUGCUGCACGAGGCUCGAAUGUACCGCGUUUAUGGCCGAGAGGUGAGCUCGCCUCGCACCAGACCCAGGAGGAGCUCGGGUUGGGCGGAGAUGAUUGUGGUCAUUGGUGGUUGUGUUAAGAACAGUUUCUCCAGAUUGUCUCUGAUGGAGAUGCUGAAUCCGAUCACGGGUGACUGGAUCUCCUCUGUCGCUCUGCCCGGGUAUCCCAAAUCUGAGUUCGCAGCCUGUGAGCUACAGAACCACAUUUAUAUCUCAGGUGGGCAGCUGAACAGUGCAGACGUCUGGAGGUUUAUGUCUCACAUCAAUCAGUGGGUUCGUGUCAGAGGUCUGUGCCGGGGCAGAUGGAGACACAAGAUGGUUUCUCUCCAGGGAAAGCUGUAUGUGGUGGGAGGUUUUAACGGCUGUGAGCGUCUGUCUGCUGUGGAGUGUUAUAAUCCUCAUGAGAACACAUGGACGUCUGUAUGUGAUCUUCUGUUGGCCGUGAGCUCGGCCGCAGCCGUCACCUGUGAUGGGAAACUCUACAGCAUCUCUGGAGCUGUUAGCGAUCACGCCAACACUGACAAGGUGCAGUGUUAUGAUCCGGUGACUAACAGUUGGACGUAUGUCACAUCAUGUCCGUUCUCUCAGCGAUCGCUCAGCGCCGUCUCGCUCCACGGCUCCAUAUAUGUGACCGGAGGUUUACUGAAUGAAUUGUUCUGUUACACACCGAGUACAGACGUCUGGACUUCAGUGGCAGUGCUGCCUAUCAAAAUGGAGGCGUGUGGGCUCACCGUGUGUGAUGGGAAGGUUUAUGUUGUGGGAGGUCGGGAUGAGUCGUCCUCUGCUGUCGAUCACAUUUGGGACUUCCACCCGACCACGGGCAAACUAACAGUGAACAAUCCACUUCCACGCUGUCUCAGUCACCACGGCUGCGUGACCAUAACACAGAGAACCUCCCAAUGAGAGUUGACUGAAGGACGGCUGAAGCGUUUCAUUGCUGUUGUGAUGAUCAUAUCAAUGCAUCUGAAAUCUUGUCUCACUUUAUAAUAAAGAUGAUUUAGA
Molecule: messenger RNA, 3312 nt
Organism: Triplophysa dalaica
Lineage: Eukaryota; Metazoa; Chordata; Actinopteri; Cypriniformes; Nemacheilidae
Gene: klhl35
Product: kelch-like family member 35
Exons: 7
Coding region: 1498-3213 (571 amino acids)
Molecular function (GO): protein binding
Source: RefSeq, a predicted model, not a curated record